Messenger RNA from Labeo rohita (rohu), 1456 nucleotides. Its product is annotated as polymeric immunoglobulin receptor-like. Bases 156 to 1268 code for a protein of 370 amino acids. The record is from RefSeq and is a predicted model, not a curated record. The transcript has 7 exons. Lineage: Eukaryota; Metazoa; Chordata; Actinopteri; Cypriniformes; Cyprinidae.
UCUCUCAGAGGAAGUGGGCGUCUCUGUCACAUUCAUCAGUUCAUGUUAAACAUGUAACCAGGAAAAAAACACUCAGAGCUCAUCUGAACACACAUCGAGAGCUUCAGAAGAACUGAAUCUACUGACAACAGAGAAGAUCAUUGAAUAAGAGAAGAAUGAAGAUCAUCUGGACUUUCACUCUGCUGAUGAUUCCUGGUGUUGUGAGCUCCAUCAGUGUGACAGGAUAUUCAGGAGGAGUCGUCAUCAUCACAUGGAGAUAUGAUAGAAAAUAUACAGCAAAUGCAAAGUAUUUUUGUAAAGGACAGAAGCCAAAAAUACCACAGACUAAAUGGUGCUCUGACCUCAUCAGGACUGAAGAGAAAGAGAAAUGGGUUUAUGAUAAAAGAUUCUCUCUGUAUGACGACACAAGUGCAGCAGUUUUCACUGUGACCAUCAGAGAUCUGAGUGAACAGGAUUCUGGGACGUACCAGUGUGCAUCUGAUAUCUCUUGGAUUGGAGAUUCCUACACUGAAGUGAAGUUGAAUGUUUUAACAGCUGAUUGUUGUGAGAAGAGCAUCAGUCUAUCAGCUGCUGCAGGAGGAUCUGUGAACAUCAGCUGCAAAUACCCACAAUCCCGCAGCGCUGAUGUCAAGUUUGUCUGCAGGAGAUCUGGAUCUGAUCUCUGUGCUGAAGAGACGUCUGUGAAGGAGAACAGAAGAUGGAGCGCUGAGGGACAGAUCCAGCUGUAUGAUGACAGAGAGCAGCAGCUCCUGACGGGAACCAUCAGUCAUGUGACUCAACAACAUUCAGCUGAAUACUGGUGUGGAGUUCAGUCUGAUCAAGGACACAAGAGCUUCAUCACACGAGUCCUCAUCAACUUUACUGAGGCAAACAGUCACAGAAUAUCUAUAUCAACAUCAUCAUUACCAUCAUCAUCAUCGUUUUCCUCAUCAGCUGAAUCUCCACUGAUCACAUCUUCAUCUCCUGUAACAGGCUCUUCUCUGAUCAUCAGUGUGUCUGUGCUUCUGCUUCUGAUCAUCACUGUGAUUCUGUUAGUGAUCGUGACUCUGUGGAGGAGGCUUGCUGGUUCCUCAUCCAAAACAUCUCACACGACACCAGCAAUCAGUGACGCGGUUUCUGAUUAUCAUUGUGAGUAUGAGGAGAUUGAAGUUUAUCACAGACAAUUACCCACAAACCCCUCUGAUUCUACCAAUACAGUCUAUGCUACUCCACAAUUACCCACAAACCCCUCUGAUUCUACCAAUUCAGUCUAUGCUACUCCAGAAUAACCCAUAAACCCCUCUGAAUCUUCUAACCAAGUUUACACUAUGCUUUAACAUCACAGACGUCCACGUCUCUCAGUCAUUAAUGUCUAUCAUUACAUGCAGUUAUGAGUCAGUGAUUACAGUAAACACAUGUAGUUAUUGACUCUUUCAGUUUAUUUCCCCAGUCAAAACCAGUGCACCUUUGUCAUUUU